Molecule: messenger RNA, 2892 nt
Organism: Pedinophyceae sp. YPF-701
Lineage: Eukaryota; Viridiplantae; Chlorophyta; Pedinophyceae
Source: the annotation of a GenBank genome assembly
AUGAGGACCGGCGUCCUGCGCGACGCGACCAACGCGGGAGGCGGAGGCGCGACCUCGAAAGGCGACGCCCGCGACUUCCCCGGCAGCGCCAUCUGGACCCGCUUCGCCCGCGCCGUCGUUGCCAGGCGCAACGGCACCGGCGAGCCGUUCUCGUGCAAAUUCGGCUUCGACCCGUACGAGUCCUGCCCGCGGAGCUCCCUCCGCACCAUCAACGGCCGCCCCGCCGGCUUCCCGGGCCUCAGAAUCGGAUACGUCGACAUCGGUGUUCCGGUGCCGUUUUCUACCCUGACUCAUCUGUCGGGCUUCGCGACCGCAACAGCAGCGGGCGACGGAGACGCUGAUCCAUCGGGGAGCGAGCCGCGGGCGCCGGAGUACGUCAGCGGCGAUCUGGUAUCGCAGUCGGAGUCCUUCCGCGACAAUGUUCAGUACCUCGCGAACCGCGCGACGCAACACGAGCUGGGCCUGCUGGUCGACGUGGAGCCGGUGCUGCGGCGGGUGCAUCUGUCCGGCGCCGCGGGGGACCUGGGGGAGCCCGGCGACCACAGGGGGGGGGUUUUGGGCACCAUGGUGCUUGUUCUACCCACCGAGGACCGCUCGUACGGGGGGGAGCUGGUCGUGAAGCACGCGGGGUGGAAGAGGAAGAUGCGGACCGGUGUUUGGCCACGCGAGCACUUCGACGGGACCGACGCGUGCUGCUGUGCGUUCCUUGCGGGAUGUACGCACCACCUCGAGGCUGUGGAGACCGACCAGCGCGUGCUGCUCGUGUACGACCUGGUGGACGCGACUCCGAGGGAAGACGCUGCUGUGGACGCGGAGGCGUCGGCGUGCGCGGGCGAUGCCACGUCAGCGCCGGAGACCCCCGGGACGUGGGGGGGGGUCCUGCGCGACAUCACGCGGGUCUGGAGCGACGUGGCGCUCCGUGCGGACCCGCCGGCGGACGUGCCGCAGCGCCUGGUCGUGCCGCUCGAGCACGCGUACUGCUCCAAGACCCCCCCCGUCGGUGCCGACGCGCUGCGUGGGAAGGACGCUGUCGUGGCGCGGAUGCUGAUGGGCGUCGAGGGGCUGGAGGUGGCCGUGGGGCGCGCGACGACGACCCUGGGCUUCAGGAUUGACAGGGAGGGGGAGAGCUGUUGGGAAUGCGCGGAGCUCGGGUUCGGGACCUGGAAUUGCAUGUGCGGGGGUCAAGAAGACCUGCUGUCGAAGUAUGAAGACGAGGAUCUGUACGGCGAGGAAGUCCUCGAGGAACACUACGGCCACUACGUCCGGGAAUCCGAGCGCGAAAUCGUCGGCGAAAACGAGCUCUACGGCAUGGACUUGAGCGACCGCGAACUGAUUGUAGAACGCGAGGAGUCCUGGAGCUCUCUGCGCGACGGACGGCCGCGAGGCGGUGGCCGCAGCAGCAGCAACGUCGUCCCCGCGCGGGAGGUGCUGCCUCCGACCGGCGGGCGCAUCGGCACGUUGAACUGGCGCGAGCAACGAGCGGAGAAUUUGAACGACGACGACGCCGACGAGAUCGUGUACAUCGAGCACACGUACACGCGCUGGCUGCUGCAGCUGCGCCCGCGCAUGUGCAGCGUGGACCAGGCGCGGCGCCUCGCGCUCGCCGACGCGCUCGCGGACGUGCGCGCGCAAGUCGACGGCGACGUCGCCACCCUCGCGCCGGAGCGCUACUCGCAGGCCUGUGCGAUGCUGCGCGUGCUCGUCGAGCGCGCGACGAGGGACAGGAAGUACAUGGACGACGCUCUGCAGUGCGCGUGCCUCGCGGGCGACGCGGAGGCCACCGUGCGUGUGCUGGCGGCAAUUGAUUGGGCACAGUCGGGCCAGGCGCGCGACCUCGUGGACCCCGCGUCGGUGGCGGACGCAGUGGAACGCUUCGGCUGGGACGCGCUCGAGGGCGCACUGAGGGGGCUCAUCGCCCGCAGCUGCGCCGAGAAAAGCAGACACCCCCUUUGCUGGGGUCACGCUCAGCGCGAUUGCGAGAGAGGUGCACUCAACUGCCUCGCCCUGGCCAGCGCACUGCUCGACCGCAGGGUGCCGCAGGCCUCGCGGGCCUGUGCGACCGUGAUCGAGCUCCAAACUAGGGACCCAACGCCGGCAGUCAUCUGUGGCAUCACCACGGCAGCUGCGCGGCUGGAGCGCUUCGGGACGGUCCAGGCGGUCGCUGCAUGGCUCCAGCGGUGUCUCGACCUCGAUAAUCCGGCCGUGUCCGCAGCACCAAGGCCCUGGGUGGCGUAUAUAUCAAAGCACGAGUCUGACGCCGCUGCUUUCGAGGCGCUGGCGCGGCUCGCGCGGUUCGCGUACUGCCUCGAGGACCUCGCGAAGGCGGCGCUCCUCCGCCGACUGGACCUCUCGGCCGUCACGGCCAUUCUCGGCACCCUGCAACCCGACGACGCGUCCGUGGAGGUGUGGCGCGUGCAGCUCGUCGCGGCUCUCGAGACGGAGCUCGCGGCGGGCCGUGCGUGCGACCCGGCGACGCGGCCGGACGGGUGGGGCGUGCGCGGCGCCACGAGCGCCGACGGCGACAUUCCCCAGAACUUCCUAGAAGCAGACAGCGAGGACUGCGUCAUUCUGCGCGGGAAACUCGAUCCUCCGAGCCUCAUCACGGCGAGGCGCAGGGCGGGGUCCCUGAUGGCGCGCUGCCCGCUGCUGUGGGCCGAGGGCGUCGGAAGGGGCCGCGACGCGGGCGUGCUUGUCCGCAAGACGCCGCGCUGGGUCCAGACCGAGGGGAACCGGAGCCGGCUGCGAGAGAUCGAAGAGCUGGAGGAGGGGUUCGGGAUCGCAGGCACGCCCGGGACCGUGGCGGUGGAGGCGGCUGCGCCUGAGGCAGCGGACGUCCGGCGCAGCAAGCGCCGCCGGCGCGCGCCGGUGAUGGACAGCUUCGUCGUAUCAUGA